AUGCUUAUUGAAGAGUAUCUUAAUACCAUUGAAACUGCUCCUAGACUAGUUCAGAGUACUUUAACUGCUCUAAUGGAGUUAGAACGGUCUAUUCAAGAAGAGAAACUUGUUUUAGAACGAGAAACAACUGCCUUAUUUACUUCUAUUGAUAAAGAAGCAGAAGGUUUAGCUAUCUACAAAGAAAGCAUUGAUAAACAACUACAAAGAAUCAAUCAUUGCUAUAUCAAAAUACUUGAUACGGAUAAACAAAAGCUUCUUCUUUUAUCUUCGUUACAAAAAGGUCUAGAAAGUACGUCUGAUAUAAUGAAGGAAGCUUCAGGAGAGUUUAAAGAGAGUAUUGCUAGUGAUUCUCUUUCUCUAAAACUACAACGUAUUCUUAGUCAUCUUGAUCAUACGAUUGAGUCGGAUCCACUUGAACAGCAACAGUCCUUGCCUUGUUGUACUUGUAAUAGACCGGCUACUGGUGAGAUAGUUGCUUGUGAUAAUCCGGGCUGUCCCGUGGGGUGGUACCAUUGCACCUGUGCUGGGCUUAAGUCUUUGCCUAAGAAGCGAUGGUUAUGCUCUAUUUGUAGUACAGAAGGUGAAUAA
Messenger RNA from Nematocida homosporus, 588 nucleotides. RefSeq names its product inhibitor of growth protein 5. Lineage: Eukaryota; Fungi; Microsporidia. The transcript has a single exon. Bases 1 to 588 code for a protein of 195 amino acids. The record is from RefSeq and is a predicted model, not a curated record.